CGGAAGUGACGAAACUUGUCUCCCCUUUUUAUUUUUAUGAUUUGCCGUCUUGUUUUGUUGCGAGUGAAAGGCCUCUGAGACGUCACGUCCACCCUCGCCGACUCAAAGGCGUGCAAACGUAUAGGAGCUUUUUGUGACGUUACGUGUUCGGAGCUUUCUGUGACGUCAUGUGUUCGGAACAUUUUGUGACCUCACGUGUUCGGAGCUAUUUGUGACCUCAUGUGUUAGGAGCUUGUGACGUCACGUGGUGGCGGACGUCCUAGUGGUAUCAGAACACUUUAGCCAUUUGUGACUAGUAUAGUCCGUCCAUCAUUUGCUUUGGAAUCGAAUUGUUUUGCAAACUAUUUGCGUGGAAUCGCCUCUGCCGUGAGAAAUGAGAACACCACUGGCCGAGCACCUUCUGCGUCUUCUUGCGUUGAGCGCCGCGUGGACUUCGUCAACUGAUCCGGGCUCAACGUGUGAGGAAGGCUGGGUCCCUUUUGGCUCCAGUUGCUACAAGAAGAUGACGAUCGCCAACGGUUGGCUGGGGGCUCGAUACGACUGCGUCUGGGAGGGGGGCGACCUGGUCUCCAUCGCCUCAUUGGACGAGGAAGACUUUGUGAAGAAGCAAAUGGGCGACGAUGACCGCUUCUGGAUCGGACUCUCCAAUCUGAACUGCGAUGAGGCUUGGUGUCGGUAUGAUAAGGCGCAAAACAAGCUGACUUGGUCGGAUGCCCGUGUGACGGUGAGCUACUCCAACUGGGACUGGCAAAGCAAGAAAAAAUACUGCGAGUUUUUCACUUCUCCCGACAGCUCCAACAUCGAGUCCUGUGCGUACGUCAACCAAGGCGUGCACAGAGACAGUCAACCAGGAAAGUGGCGACACAGCUCAUGCAGAUCAUCCUUGCCAUAUAUGUGCGAGCGCUCGCCGUACGACUGCCCGGAUGGCUGGCCGUGCGCCUUUAAAGACUUCGGUUACGAUCGAGUGGAGUCUUCUUCCUGCGACCCCGGCGACAUGUUGUACGAUGACUCUUGCUAUCAUUUUGGGGGGAAGAUGGAAUUUUGGAACGCUAGGAAAUUCUGCGAGGGACGGAAUAGUCACAUGGCCAGCGUCCACUCAGCAGAAAAAGGCAAAUUCUUGGGUGCUCACAUGAGACGAGGACAUGACCAUGGUUGGUUGGGAAUCUUCAUGAAAAAUAAACAGUUUUAUUAUACUGACGGAACAUCUACGGCCGACGUCCCAUGGGUUGGCGGGAAAGUACCUACAUGGGGUGGCUCCGGCGGUGGUCUGAAUCCAGAUGGAUCAGUUGAGACAUUCAUGGCUCUUAACAACUUUGUAACCAUCUGCCAAUCAGCCAAGGUUCGAGAGGCCGUUACUGCUCUUCCGCCAUCAACAUUGAGGCCAGAUCGGAGCAAAAAGCUGGACGUGUGGGUAGACAACCCCUUUAACGACUUCUCCUACCUGCUCAACCACAAGUCUCGCAAGACCUGGCAGGAGGCGCGAGACGACUGCGUCGGCCGCGGAGGCGACCUACUCAGCAUCACCAGCUCGUAUGAACAGAAGUUCAUACAAGGUCAUCAGCUGACCGGUGCCUCUCUAUGGUUGGGCGUCAAUGCCAAUAUCACUGAAGGCAGGAAGUGGACUGAUGGAUCCUCAUUCACCUACAAAAACCUGAAAGCAGGCAUCGCUGGAGAAGGCCCCGGUGGAAGCUGCCUUUCCUUGCUCACUGCCGACGGCCGCUGGGAAUUUGCCGAUUGCAAAAAAGAAAGCAGCUACAUCUGCAAGAGAAGAGUCGAUCAGAAGUCAUGUGAUCUGGCCGACGGCUGGCUCCCUUUGGGCUUCAGUUGCUACAAGAAGAUGGUGACCCCCAACGGUUGGCUGGGGGCCCGGCACGACUGCAUCUGGGAGGGCGGCGACCUGGUCUCCAUCGCCUCACCGGACGAGGAAGCCUUCGUGAAGGAGCAAAUGGGCGACCACGACCCCUUCUGGAUCGGACUCUCCAAUCUGAAAUGUGACGAGGCUUGGUGUCGGUAUGACAAGGAGCAAAAGAAGCUGACUUGGUCCGAUGUCCGCGUGAUGGCGAGCUACUCCAACUGGGACUCUCGUCAGGUUGGAAGCGCCGACGAAGAGUCUUGCGCGUAUGUCAACCAAGGCGUGCACCGCGACAAUCAGCCAGGAAAGUGGCGACACGGCUCGUGCGGAUCAUCGUUGGCCUUCAUGUGCGAGCGCCCACUGAACGACUGCCCAGAGGGCUGGCCGUGUGCCUUCAAAGACUUCCGUUACAAUCGAGUGGAGACUUCUUACUGCGACCCCUUCGACUUCCUGUUCGACGAUUCUUGUUAUCAUUUCGAGGGGAUGAAGAAGGUGCAGUGGGCCGCCGAGAGGUUUUGCAGAGAACGCCAAGGUCACCUGACCAGUGUCCUCUCAGUGGACGAAGGCAAUUUCUUGGCAGCUCACAUGCGAGAAGGAUUUCAGCCUUUUGUGGGACUGAGGAAGAAGGAAAACAAGUGGUUUGACGGAAAACCAACAUACAACGACACGCAGUUGAUGGGAAAAAAAUCGAAAGUAUCCGAUGAGUGCUUUGCUCUGUCAGCUUCUGGACAAGUUGAUGAGUGGUCCUGCACUAAAGAGCAGCCAUCUAUCUGCAAAAAAGCCAAGGUUCGAGAGGCUCUCCCUGAUCUGCCAUCAACACGGGGACCAGGCGGGAGCGAAAAGUGCGGCUGGUGGAUGGACAACCCGUCCAACGACUUUUGCUACCUGCCCAAUUACAAGUCCCGCAAGACCUGGCAGGAGGCGCGAGACGACUGCCUCGGCCUCGGAGGCGACCUGCUCAGCAUCACCAACUCGUACGAGCAGAACUUCAUACAAGGUCUGUACGCACUUCCACUGACCAGUCCCUCUUUGUGGUUGGGCUCCCAUGCCAAUAUCACUGACGGCAUCGAGUGGAUUGACGGAUCGAUGUCCACUUACAAAAACCUGAAAACAGGCAUCGCUGGAGAAGGCCCCGGUGGAAGCUGCCUUUCCUUGCUCACUGUCAACGGCCGCUGGGAAUUUGCCGAUUGCAAAAAAGAAAGCAGCUACAUCUGCAAGAGAAGAGGAAAAGUCAUGGUGUCCUCAGCCAAUCCUGAAUCAGCAUGUGAGAAGGGGUGGAGUCCUCACCGCUCCAGUUGCUACAAGAAGAUGGCAACCCCCAACGGUUGGGUGGGGGCCCGGUACGACUGCGUCUGGGAGGGCGGUGACCUGGUCUCCAUCGCCUCUUCGGACGAGGAGGCCUUUGUGAAGAAGCAAAUGGACGAGAACCCCUUCUGGAUCGGACUCUCCAAUCUGAACUGCGAAGAGGCUUGGUGUCGGCAUGAUGACAAGGCGCGAAACAAGCUGACUUGGUCGGAUGCCCGUGUGACGGUGACCUACUCCAACUGGGAUUCACGUCACGUCUUGAAUGUUAGGCAAGGUUUUGGGGCCCGUUUCCAAAAUGGGGAAAAAAGGCUCUUCUCCGACAAAGAGUCCUGCGCGUACGUCAACCAAGGCGCGUUGAUCGAGAGUCAGCCAGGAAAGUGGCGACACGGCUCGUGCGGAUCCUCGUUGGCCUUCAUGUGCGAGCGCCCGCUGAACGACUGCCCGAAGGGUCAGUCGUGUUCCUUCAAAGACUUUGGUUACGAUCGAGUGGAGACUUCCUCCUGUGACCCCGGUGACUUCCUGUUCGACGACUCUUGCUAUCAUUUUGAGUGGAGACGUAAGGAUUGGCAGUUUGCUGAGGAGUUUUGCAUGUCACAGAAUGGUCACUUGGCCAGCAUAGACUCAGAGGACGAAUUAAAAUUCUUGGCUGCUCACGUGCAAGAUAAUAGAAGAUAUUGGCCUUUCAUGGGACUCAAGAGGAACAAAGACAAGACAUUUUCCUGGAGCAAGGCGCCUGCAAAGAACUUCACGCUGAAGGGGGGAAAGUCUUUAGGACGUGGUGACUGCGUUGCUCUGUCAGCUUUGGGAGAAUUUCACGAGUGGCCCUGCACUAAAAAGCAACCAUUCGUCUGCGAAAAAGCCAAGGUUCGAGAGGAUCUCUCUAAUCUGCCAUCAUGGGGACCAGACUGGACCGAAAAGUGCGGCUCGUGGGUGGAGAACCCCUACGACAACUUCUGUUACCUAAUCAACAGCAAGUCCCGCAAGACCUGGCAGGAGGCGCAAGACGACUGCCUCCGUCUUGGAGGCGACCUGCUCAGCAUCACCAACUACGCGGAGCAGAUCUUCAUACAAGGUCUGUCCGGCGGUUAUCGAAACAUUACUUCUUGGUGGUUGGCCACCAAAAGCGACAUCACUCAAGAGGGCAUCAAGUGGGCUGACGGGUCUCCCGUUCGUUACACCCACUGGACCACAGAGAGCCCUAGUAACCCCUCUGGGGAAAACUGCCUUUACCUUCCCACUAAACGUAAACUGGGAAAAUGGAAAUUUGACAACUGCCAGAAGAGGAGCAGCUACAUGUGCAAGAAAAGAGCAAGAGGACAGAAACCGGAACCUCCACACCAUGACGGUUUUCGGGAGAUUCUUGUGUGCGACCAGAAGAAGCACGUCGAGCUCUUUUGCCAGAGUGAUGGUCAAAGCGUCAUCCGCAUCCAGUCGGCCUUCUACGGACGGAGGAAUGGCAGUGUUUGUCCAACUGGGAGCGGAAAAAAUGAGACUUGCGUUGUCCAAGGAGCCCUCCCUCACUACAGGCGAAAAUGUGACAACCGUCAAUAUUGUCUUGCUGACCCUUUCGAGGGGGUCGACAACUGUCCUGCAGUCUCCAAAUACCUGCACAUGGUCUACAGCUGUGAACGGAAAGUGUGUCUUGACAGUUUGGUCAAGGCGGACAAGCGCAUUGACGACUCAGCGUUUGAAGCGUCCUCCUCUAUGACCGACGCCAGCCCCGAGAAAGCUCGCUGGAGUAGUUAUUCCUGCUGGAGACCGGCACAAGAUGCCUCCACCAGCUGGAUCCAGGUGAACCUUGGUCAUGUGAGAAAGGUGACUGGGAUCGUCACCCAGGGCUGUCCUCACGCUAACCAAAGGUCCUGCGUCGUCUUUGCGAUGAAGACGAGUGUUGAUGGCAAAAGCUGGACUGAACACCCGGACGAAAAGUUUACCAGAGGGGGGGACCACCAGUUUGGCUCGCCGUUGUCCGCUCAGUACGUCCGCAUCCUGCCGCUGGAGAGCAGCGUUGACUUCGGCCUCAGUUUCGACCUCUUGGGAUGCGCACGUGACGAUGCGAUGACCUGUGACAGCACGUUCAACAGCCUCCACUUGACCAAGGCAAUGACGUUCCACUGCCCACCCAAGUGUGCCGACUCCCAACACAAUGUCACAGGGACCUUGGUCUACAAUGAGGACUCAAGCGUCUGCAUGGCCGCUAUUCACGCCGGCGUCAUUCGUAACGACAUCGGAGGAGACUGCAUUGUGAUGAAGGCCGUGGCAAAGAACGGCUUUGCUGGCUCCACCCAGAACGGGAUCACCUCCCUCAAGAGUGCUGACUCGACGGAUAAAGCCUUCACGUUUGCAGACCGAGAGCCGAGAUGCUUGGAUGAGUCCUGGGAGGAGUUUGCGGGCUUCUGCUACAAAGCUUUUGAGGACAAGAAGAAUUGGGCUGAUGCUCAAACUGUCUGCAUGAAAUUGGGUGCCAAUCUGGUGUCCAUCCUUUCGGAGGUGGAGGAGAAGUGGGUCAAAAAGGCCUCCGACCUCGACACCAGCGACAUGUGGACCGGACUGAAUGACCUGAGUGUACUCGGCAUGUUUGAGUGGUCGGACCACCACGAGGUGACUUUCACCAACUGGGCCCCAGAAGAACCCAAAAACUCGGAGAAGGACUGCGUGGCGAUGUCGCAAAUGACUGGAAAAUGGAAGCAGAUGAGCUGCGAGCUACCCAACAGCUUCAUGUGCAAGAUGCCCAAAGCGCAUUAUGCAUUCACCUCAGUGAAGGCAGAGGAGAGCCAUUCUGGUGACAGCAUACUCUGGCACAGAAACAAUCUCACCAAGUCAGCGAAUGUAGUUGCUGGAUCAACUGUCGAGCUGAAGGGAGGUCUCCGUGUGAACGACGUCAUCACCAUCACAGGACGAGCAAAUAAACUGGCGGAUUGGUUUAAAAUCAACCUGUUUGUGCCUGACAACGAAACCGACAACAUGGUCGCGCUGUUCCUCAAGUUAAACUUUGUGACCAAGAAGAUUUGGCUGUACUCCAAAGUGAGCACAACUUGGGACAAAAGAGAGGAGCAUCCCACACAAAGCUCUGGACCCGGACAAGAAGUCAAGGUUGCCAUCAAGUGCGCCGAGGAUCAUUUCCUGAUCACAAUCAACGACCUCGACGAGGUGACUUACAAAUACCGAGAGGCCAAUCUACAAAGCAUCACGCAGAUGAUCGUGUGGGGUCACGUGUCCAUCAAGGACAUCAAGCAAAGCUCCGCUUAGAACAGCCUGUGCUAAAAUUUGAGGACGGACGUCGUCAAAUUGUUUUUGGCACAGCCUUUUCCACCAGCCAUAGAUGGUUUGUGGAAUAAUUGUACAAAAAUAACCACUUUAUAGUUUAAUCGAAUAUUUAAUCUUAGUUUAAUUGGCUAUUAGAAAAAGCCAGACUUCCAUGCUUGAUUUUUUUUUCUUAUUAAUAACCUUUGCGGAUCCUGGCUUUGUUUAUUGCAUUGAAAUGCGCAGCAUUUGCAGUUAAGAUAGUUUUCCUGGCCCGAUCAAGAGACCCUUUUGACUGAUAGUAUGAUGAGUAAUGAUAAGAAAAUGCAAAUUCUGCAGAAACUUGGGAAUGGGGAAUGCUAGCGAAUGAUGUGAAAAGGUGAGAAAUAAUGACAAGUGAGAAAAACGGUUAGCGAGAAAAACGAUAAGCGAGAAAAAAAACGGUAAGCGAGAACGGUCAACGAGAAAAGCAGUACGAUAAGCGAGGUGAGAAAAACAUAAGCGAGCGUUAAGCGAUAAAAAAGCGGUAAAUACUAAGCGAAAACGUAAGAAAAAUGGUAAGCGAGCAGUAAGCCAGGAAAAAACGGUAGGCGAGAAAAAAUGGUAAGCUAGAAAAUACUAAAACGUAGGUGAGAAAAACGGUAAGCGCGCACUAAGCGAGAAAAAAACGGGAAGCAGGAAAAUACAGAGCGAAAACGUGAGAAAAACGAUAAGCGAGCAGUAAGCGAGCAGUAAGCGAGGAAAAAAUGGUCGGCGAGAAAACAUGGUAAGCUAGGAAAUAAAACAGAUGAGAAAAACGGGAAGCAGGAAAAUACGAAGCGAAAACGUGAGAAAUUUGAAACAUGACAUUUAUGAAACCUUGCUUGGGAAUAUUUAAAGUCCUCCCGUCCAUGAAUGUGCAAUGCCAAACUGGAACGAUGUAAAUGUGAAAUGUCGAAUGUGCCAUUUGGAAUGAGGGGGGAAAAUGUUGCUAUUUGUGAAUUUUGCAAAAACAUUUUUUGGAAUGAAAAGCACCCAUGACAUGAAUAUUUGAAAUAUGUUGAAAUGGGAAUGGGGUGAAUCGGAUGAAUAAUGUGUAGCACGUCAAAAAAGAGGAAAAGCGGAAUAAGAGUUAAUGGUGUAUGUGUGAAGGGAGAUCUGGCGAUGAUGCUUGGAGAACUAACUAGUCGAGAGUCCUGUUUCAACGAGUAUUUUUUUUCUUUCUUGAUGACAAAAGCCAGUGUAGUGAUUUUCUUGUCAAUAUAUUCAAUAAAAGUGC
Syngnathus typhle (broad-nosed pipefish) is the source of this 7658-nucleotide messenger RNA. Its product is annotated as C-type mannose receptor 2-like. NCBI's taxonomy places the organism in Eukaryota, Metazoa, Chordata, Actinopteri, Syngnathiformes, Syngnathidae. The record is from RefSeq and is a predicted model, not a curated record. The transcript is spliced from 50 exons. Bases 374 to 6406 code for a protein of 2010 amino acids. Gene Ontology annotation, molecular function: signaling receptor activity; carbohydrate binding.